UUGUUUACGUGUGUUUGUGUUUUUCUGUCCAGAUGUGCUUCAGGUCUGUAGCCGGUUAGCUAACGGUGGAAGUGAAGCUGCUCAGUGUUGAUUUAACGUCACCGUGAGAAACGUGAGAAGAACAGGCAGUUCCAGGUUAAUGAUGAGUCAUUUUUAACGGGAUGGUUUUUUCAGCAUCUCACUUUCGUUAUGUGUCGUUCAUUUUACUGAUUAGCCGUUUAAACGUAAGGGGAGAGAUGUAAUGACUGAAAUCCCCUCUGCUCCUCUUGGGUGGCUGUGUUUCGGUUUCACUCCCUCUCUGAUGCUGUUCCUCCCUCUGACACAGCUCUAGUGUCACCUGAUUACAAAGUUACCGACACCGAGGUGGAUAUCUUUUUUAUCACACAGAAGAAGAACGGACAUUAAGUCCAUGAACAGAAAGUAACGUCUGAAUAAGGGACCCGGGUUUUACUUUGUUGUCAUCAGCUGCUUCUGAAGCGAAACAGUGGGUGAAACUUUGCUUCAGCCCGUUUGAAGCUAAUGAAGAAGCAGGUGGAGUUUUUCCUUUAAACGGCUGUGUCGUGAUGUCGGACACGGAGAGGUCUCUGCCGCCCCUCCGGAAGCUCAGCUAUGCGGUGGGACACUUUCUGAACGACCUGUGCGCGUCCAUGUGGUUCACGUACCUGCUGGUCUUCUACCACUCAGUGCUGGGUUUCCAGAACACCAAUGCGGGUCUGCUGCUGCUGGUCGGGCAGAUAGCUGAUGGUAUCUGCACGCCUCUGAUUGGCUACGAGUCUGACAGAAACCCUGGAUGUGGGAACUACGGCAAGAGGAAGACAUGGCACUUAGUUGGCACCGUGAGCGUGAUGCUGUCCUUCACCUUCAUCUUCAACCAGUGUCUGGGCUGUGACUCUCUCACCCCUCAGUGGGCGAGCCUCAUCUACUUCGUCCCCUUCAUCAUCAUCUUUCAGUUCGGCUGGGCCGCCACGCAGAUCUCCCACCUGUCCCUGAUCCCAGAGCUGGUCACCUGUGAGCACGCUAAAGUCGAACUCACUGCAUACAGAUAUGCGUUCACAGUGAUUGCCAACAUCACGGUGUACGCAGUGGCCUACCUGCUGUUCCAUGUGCAGGCAGGAGAGGACGACGACCCGCUCAGCGACGCACUCGGACCAGCAGACAUCCCCAUCUUCAGGAAUCUGGCGUUGAUCGUGCUGGGCAUCGGCACCUUAUUCUCCAUCUUCUUCCACCUGGGAACCAGGGAGUGGAGACGUGGAGCUGGAGAGGAGGAGGGGAGGAGGAGUAGGACAGUGGAGGAGGAAGAGGAAGAGGAAGAGGGGGAGCGCAGGCCACUGAUCCCUCGCCCAAACACCUCCUCAUCUCUUCUUCAGUGGAAAUGUUGGCUGCAGCAGCCGUCCUUCUACCAGGUGGCCUUACUCUACAUGUCCACCAGGUUAAUAGUGAAUCUGUCUCAGACCUACAUCUCAAUGUAUCUGAUUAACACUCUGGGGCUGCCAAAGAAGUUCAUAGCGACCAUCCCGUUAGUGAUGUACCUGAGUGGCUUCCUGUCCUCCUUCAUCAUGAAGCCUCUCAGUAAACUCAUUGGAAAAUGUCUCACCUAUUUCGUGGGCCUGCUGCUGAUCAUGGGGUUCUCCUACUGGGUGCUGUUGGAUGACAAGAUGGGUCAGAGGGUGUACGGGGCAGCGGUGCUGCUGGGGGCCGGCUCGGCCACCAUCCUGGUCAUAUCGCUUGCCAUGACCGCUGAGCUCAUCGCCGAUCAGACUCAAAGUGGAGCAUUUGUUUAUGGCGCCAUGAGCUUCACUGAUAAGUUGGCUAAUGGAGCAGCUGUGAUGGUCAUACAGGCAGUGCAUCCUUGCCAUACUGUGUUGUGUUGCCCGGCCUGUGUGUGGUUCUAUCAUUACAUCAUGGUCAUAGUGACAGGGGGCGUGGCUGUCAUCGCAGCUUUGGCCCUCUGCUCCAUCCUCAUCUGGCCAAUCAGGAUCAGACCCCGGGGUGUGUCGGUCAUCUCUGAUGAUGCAGCCAGAGUCAACUAAUAGCCCCUCCCCCACCCUCCCUCAAACUGACUCCUGGUUGGACAGGUCUCGCCUGGAGGAGCAUCUUUCCCUUUUCUUUCUGUUUUAGAUGAAUUUUUAGUUUUUCAGGGAGAAGUCUCAGGAGGAUUCUGAUUGGCUGCUUCUGAUCAAGCAGGAGCUUUUUUUUUUUUUAACUUACAGUAACUGACAGUUUCAGUCAUUUACAGCCUGGAUCUAGUUUUUCCAUAAUUUUCCAGAAAGUCUUUGACUGCUCACAGAAUGUUAAUCACAAACAUCAGAAUAAUGUAAGUUCAUUUCAUUACAGUAAAAUCACUGAACACCUGGAGUCAGCUGAUUACAAGAAGUGGGUGAAAGAGAGAGAGAAUUGUGAAAGAAUGAGGCGUAAUGAAAACGUCUUCCUGAUUGAGCUUCAUGAAUCGAUUGAUGGAAAAUUAAUCAAACUAUUCUGAUAAUGAAUCAUUUUUCAGUAUUUACUGGCUCUAGCCUCCUAAGUAUAAAGAUUUGCUGCUUUUGUUUUAUCUUAUUGUAAACUGGAUGUUUCCUGGACUGUUGGUCCAGUGAUUUAAAUGCGUCUGUUUCAGCUCUCAGAAGAUGUGAUGAGCAUUUUUCACACGUUUCUGACAUUUUAUGGAAAAAAAAAUGAUGAAAAGAGAAAAAUGAGCUUUACAGUGUAGUGAUGCAGGCAAAGGAAGGUUGAUGGCAAUUAUACAGAACUUUGGAAAAUGAUGAGAAAACAGGCUCCGGGAUCAAGAAGUUUAUUUUGCAGUCUUGUCUGCUGUAUUAGACGGUGCAGACACUGUGAGCACAGCUGAACUCAGUGUGGAUCACUCCACAUGACAAAGGGAACUAUCUCUCUGCUGCUGCACAACAUCUGAUGAGGGACAAAAACCAGGUGACGAAGGGAACUAGAUUCAGUGUGUGGCAUCUUCAAAUGGUCCAGCUGAGAAACACCAAAGAAGAAGAAGCAUAGACCACCUUAAAUCCUGUCAGUAUUUAACAACAUCAGCUCGUUAGCGACGCUGAUGAGACAGAAAACUAAAUUCCACAAAUCUCUCCUGUGAUCUGUCAUUAAAGGGUCAUUGCACUACAUUUUCUUCCACACGACGAGGCAUUGUUAAACGGCUCCAUUUACAGUGGCACGUGAAAACUGACCUUCAGAUCCACAGAGUGAAGCCUCGCUGCAACGCACAGAUGGCACUUAAAAGAAAAGAAAUUAACCUUGCACUAACCAUAAAUGUUACUGUUGGAGCAAAAAACAAAUCAGUCAGUUCAUCUUUUCUCAGCUGACUGAAAGGCAGCCCCUUCACAGGCUGUUGGGUCAGUUAACAUGCACUUGUUAAUCUGGCUAAGAGCUUGUGUCCCAGUAAAGUCUCAUUUACUGGAGCUGUAUAGUUGUUUUAAAGCUGGUGCAGUGGGCAGGAGGGAUUCUGGGAACAACUUCCUUUUAUGUAGAAAUGUUUCUAUUUUGAUCAUUUUCUUUGUUUAUAAUCGAACCAAAUGUAAAUGAACACAACAAAUGUUUUUAUAAUCAACACAAACUGGAAAAUCAGAAUGGGCUAUAAAGUCAAUACUAUCAAUAGCAUCCAUAUCAUAUGUGAAUAUCAAUAUAAGGGAAUCACAGUAGUAAAUCACCAGAGUGGGUACUGGUGUUUGACUGGAAGCUAUGGGAAAUCUGUGUUCACUUUCAGUUGAGUACAAAACAGGUCUUCUGUCAUGUAUUCUGUGUGUUUGCAGGACUUCUGUGAUUGUGCUGUUGUUUUAUAAAGGGACUCACUAAAUAAGUUUCAUCUGGUGAAACUGAA
This is a messenger RNA of Seriola aureovittata, 3832 nucleotides long. RefSeq names its product major facilitator superfamily domain-containing protein 12-like. NCBI's taxonomy places the organism in Eukaryota, Metazoa, Chordata, Actinopteri, Carangiformes, Carangidae. Gene Ontology annotation, cellular component: membrane. The record is from RefSeq and is a predicted model, not a curated record. Gene Ontology annotation, biological process: carbohydrate transport. The transcript is spliced from 11 exons. Gene Ontology annotation, molecular function: symporter activity. Bases 564 to 2030 code for a protein of 488 amino acids.